Molecule: messenger RNA, 282 nt
Organism: Haemonchus placei
Lineage: Eukaryota; Metazoa; Nematoda; Chromadorea; Rhabditida; Trichostrongylidae
Source: the annotation of a GenBank genome assembly
AUGGUUGACCUCAAGCAGCAUUUGGACCUUCUCGACUACUUUGGCGGUUUGGCUGUGUGUUGCGCAUUUUUUUCGAUUAUUUUCGUUAUCUCCAAUACUUGCAUUCGAUUAUGCUGUAUCAGUAAGGAAGAGAAGCUCCCGUCCACGCCUUUCUCGGUAGGUCUUGCUCUUAGUCGUAUUCAGUUUGCCCAGCUGCUGGCCGAACCUAACUGUAAGGCCCAACUGCUCCGGCAUUUUUCUUGGGCGGCCAGUUGUUCUCGCAUUUGUCUCAGGCUACUUUGA